Messenger RNA from Zootoca vivipara (common lizard), 17865 nucleotides. It is a transcript of the gene MRTFB, whose product is annotated as myocardin related transcription factor B. Lineage: Eukaryota; Metazoa; Chordata; Lepidosauria; Squamata; Lacertidae. Gene Ontology annotation, biological process: positive regulation of transcription by RNA polymerase II; smooth muscle cell differentiation. The record is from RefSeq and is a predicted model, not a curated record. Gene Ontology annotation, cellular component: nucleus. Gene Ontology annotation, molecular function: transcription coactivator activity.
ACAAAAUAUGACAGAUAUUUGUUGUACCGGUAGCUAUUAAACAAAACUGAAUUGUUACUUUUUUAUUUAUUUAAGUGUUCUGUGAUUUUACGCCCACUGAAAAAAUGAAUAUCUGAAUGUUGUCCAAUAAUGUUGCAAAAUAUGUCAUAUACUCUAUCAUAAACAUUUAUACAUGUUUCCCUGCUUGAAAUACCAGGUGUUCUUCCAGUGCUUGCCUAAUACAGUGUUUCUCAACCUUUUUUGGGCCAAGGCACACUUGUUCCAUGAAAAAAAUCACGAGGCACACCACCAUUAAAAAAGUUAAAAAAAUUAACUCUGUGCCACCCUAUAUUGACUAUAUAAUUAUGACUGUAAGAAACACUUGCCAAUUGCUGUGUGGGUUGCAAUCUCCUGUAAUAAGGCUUCACAAGCCGCUGAUUUCUCUGCCAGCACAAUCCUUUGCUCAGCAAGUUUCAGGUUGAGCUCAUCCAGCCAGCUUCUUUAAGUUUGUCUAAAACCACCCUCCCGUGGUGGUGGCUGUUGAGAGCUGCGCUCGCUCCGCGUCGUGACCCGGCCGGCUUCCUUUCCGGCGGGUUAGUGUUGAAUAUUGGUGGCCGCUAGGCACGUGACAAUGCAAAUCGCCCUUCUCGUCGCCGCACGUCGCGGCACACCAGCCAGCGUCUGGUUGAGAAACGCUGGCCUAAUAUAUUCAGCACAUCUGAUGAAUGCUGAGUACUUCCAAAAAUAUUAAUACAGUAUCUAGUUUUGGAGUUAUCAGUUUUACAUUUACUUUAUUGGGCAUUUAUGGAACUUAGUGGUUGCUAGUUACAUCUCUUCCAUUUCUGUUUCUUUUGGCUAAGAGACAGGAGAUUUUAAUCAGGGCAUGUCUGUUCUAAAACUGAAACAUGUUUCCAUUUGGUGUGGUCUUCAUUCUUUGCAUUUGUUUAGCAAAGCUAACAUUUGUAUGUGGUCAUCUGCUGCUUGUUCCCUGUGCAGUUGUUUCCAAGUACUUGCAGCUUUGUUCUGAGGCAUUUGGGUUUACCUUAAAGAGAUACCUGGCUAUAAUUUGUGCAGUCCUAACAGCAAACAAUUCUACUGUCUUUUUAAAAUUCUAUUAUAACUUAACAUGGAGGCAACUGAGGACAAUUUUUAGAAUGGGGUUAGAAAGUAUCAAGUAAAGAGCAAUAGCAAAUCCCACCAUCUGAAGCAGAAGCAGUGUACAAGAAUAACAACACAGUUGUCAACACCACUGUUUCCCAUUUCCUCAUAAUAUUCAGAUUUCAGCAAUGCAUUUUACAUGGGUCUUCCUCUAAAGCUUACUCAUAAAUGUCUGUUGGUUCGAAAUGCAAUAGCCUGAUUAUUGACUGGAACUAAUUAGUCAGAACAUAGUUGACCAGUGUUGAAACCACCUUACUGGCUUCUGAUCUGUUUAAUUUUAAGUGUUGGUGUCAACCUUUUAACAUCUAAAGCUGUACUGUAUACCUUUUGGGACCCAAGUUUUUAAAGUAAAGGAACCAUUCAUAUAAACUUGCUCAGUUAGAAGGAUUGAGUUGUGUCCAAUGGGACUUCCUCUUCCCUUCCUGCAAGCCCCUACUGAAAUCUGCUCCAGAGAAUUCCCUCUAGAUUUUGAGAGGUAGAAGGGGAGAGAGGGCAAAGUUUUGUUGUCUGAGAGGAGCGCAGUGUUGGAUGCAACCAGUAGUUAUCAGAGGCCCUUUUUUAGGUGCCUCUGCUGUCAAAAAGUGAGGUGGAUUCCUGAAUAUCUUCUUCAGGAAUGCUCUCCUAUAGGAUUUGAUUAGGUUCUUGCAGGAGGUAUUUUUAUUGUCUGGCCUUUCAAUGCUUUUAAUUAUUAAUCUCUUUAAUGUUGCUAUGUUUUUUGUUUUUUAGUUUGAGGAUGUUUACUUGUGAUUAUUAGGUGAGGUUUUUACCAUUGAUCACUGUUUCUUCUAUUUGCUAUAAUUUUGAGAUUGUUUUAAUGGCUGGUUGAGCCAUCUUGAAAAUUAAGUUUUGUAAGGUGUGCAGCAAAUUCUUUAACAAUACCUUGACAAGUUGCACCUUUUUAUAGAGGGGUAAACAGAACCAUGAAUAAAAGUUAACACUUUAAUUCAGCAGCUUUCCCCAUAAUGAUACCUCACCGUGCUGUAACUGUAUAAAUUUUAUGAGAAAUUGGUGCUUCAUUUAAUCAGAAAAUGUUAGGGUUGUAUCCAGUGUUAUUCCUACUUAGAGUGGACCCAUUGAAAUCAAUGAACCUAAGUUAUGUCUAUUAAUUUUUAUUCUACAUAUGUAGAAUUUUCAGAAUGUCAAGCUUUGUGAUGAAAAUAUCUUUAUGUGGAAAAGAGAAGGAGAUUAGAGCAUGAGAACAGAUCCAAAAGCACAUUACACUGGAAGUAAUGCAGUGCUGGUAGGCAACAUCUGUAUUCCUGUCCUGUGCAUGGAAGCACCUUCUCUGAAUCAGAUCAGUUAUCUUUAGCUACCCUUGUCUGUUCAAACUUAAUGCUUGCUAUGCUUAUGCAUAAAUACUUAACAUUGGAUGGACCAGCACCUAAGAGCAGCAUUAAUAAGGCUGUAGUCUUGAAAAGAUCUAUAAAAAAAGAAAUUCUGGCUGAAUAGAGUGGGACUUACUUCUGAGAAAACAAGUGUAGGGUCAUGCUGUGCAUGUAUCUAAUUUUCUUGGCUUUGGCUCUUCAGCAUAAGGAAGGUGGCACAGCGGGUUUGUACAAGAAAUGCUACCAAGUUGAUUCACAACUUGAAAAUGAGUGCUUAGAUUUUGUAGCAUCUUAUUGGUGAUUUAUUCUGAACAGACUGGAUUACUUCCAGCACUCUUUUCAACCUAGAAUUUGGACAGGUAUUUAUUGUAGUUCCGUUUGCAGCCUGAAACAAAUUAUUCAACCUCUGCGUGUUGUGACUUGAUUCUGCAGCUCAUAUUAAGAGUAAACUUUUUCUGAAAGAAGACACCUUCAGAAAGUUGGCGAGUGUGACUAUGUGCAGUGCUUUAUUUCAUUUGAUCAUAUGCGAGUCAAACUGGUAGUUUCUAGCUUUUUAUUUUUUUAAAAAGGUUGAUUUGUACAUUCAGUACUCAGUUCUUUUAUCUUCAUUUCCCCAUUUCAUUGUGGAUCUGUUCUGACAAGAAUUCUCCUUGUGCAUUAACAGUACUAUGGUAACAACUGUGGCAGGAAUCCAUUGCUAUUGUCUCAUGGAGGUGAUGGGCAUUCUCGCUGCAGUUUUGAUACUUGAGGAUGUUUUUUGAGGGGCAAAAUAAUGGACAGUCAGGUUUGAUAUUAACUUCAAAGGAAUAUCUUGAUGGUUUGCUUUUUAAAUAUAGGAGAAUAAGGACAUUUAAGUUCCCAGGGCUUAUGGUAUGGUGAGGUGCCAGUUGAGGGGGAGGGGGAGAAAACUGGAGCGGUGAAGAGGGAAUUAAUCUGCUAAAGCUAUAAUAGGUUUCUUGAAUUGGGUGAAGGGAAUAAUAUUUUCUGAGAAAUUUUGUUAUGAGUUUUUUGCAGGGAGAAAUCUCCCCCACUUUUUUGUUUUGUUUCUUUUUUUAAAAAUGAAUUCAUCACAGUUUUAAAUAGUGAGUACCGUCAGACAAAAAAAACAAAACAAAACCACUCUGUUGCUGUUUUACCAGUACAUCUGGAGUUUAAAAAUAACAUCGUACAUCAUGUCUAAUAGAGUUCAGUGGGUCAUGGGUACAACCAUGAACAGCUUUUUUGAUUUCGUCAUAAAACCACAUAUAAGGGGUUCGUCUGUCUUUUCAGCUUGGGAUCAAAUGUGGACGAAGAGACUGCAGGAAAUUUUCUGGCCUGUGAACUGUUUGUUGUACACAGCAAGUAGAUAAGAUCAGCAUUCCCAAAAUGUAAUACCUUUAAACAUGUUCAUCAAAAGGCUUUUGGUACCUAUCUUGGAUUUUGAUUCUUGAAGGUCCUUUUCCCUAUGUUUAGGGCUGGCAACUUAAAUCCAAUGUUAGAGAUACUUUGUAUAGCCUACAGAUUUUCUUUAAAGUCCUGUAAACUUCCAGCUUUCCUUUUUGAAAACACUUUUUUUGACUCUCAAGUUAACAGGUUAAGACAGUUUCAUCCUGGCAGAGACUCUAAAUGGGCAAAAUAUAUGUGAUCCUGAAUGAAUUCCAUAUAUCAUGUUGGGCAAGCCUAUCAUAUGAUUCCUUAAAGUUUUGGCUCAUUUCUUUCAGCCCUUUGUGUUGUUAGUACAUGUCAUCUUAAGGUUGAAAGGAGUGACAACUCCAGUCCCCCAAUUCCAAAAUAAUGAAAUUGUACUUUUGAUUUUGGUUUCAAAUGCUACCUACACCAGAUUAAUGUGGUCAGUGUUUUACAUAUGCUAGCAUUUGGGAAGUGUGCAGGAAGACAGCUUUUCAUUGGUUUGGAGAUUGCACAUGAGUUUCUUUAUUUAGUAUUUAAAACCAAACAAGUAUUGUUGCCCAAAGUGAACAUGAAGCAUUUUUAGUUCUUCAUAGUAAAGAAAGCCAUUGACCAGUAUUCAAUAACCAUUUUUUGAAGAAAUGAAGAACCCGUGGCCUUGCAGAUAUUGUUGGACUGUAACCCCAUCAUUCAUGAUAAUUUGCCAUGUUAGCUAGUGCUGGUAGGAGUUGAAGUCCAAGCACGUUUUGAGGGCCACAGUUUCUUCAUCCCAGUAUUAUUGCUUAAAGAGGCGCUUGUAGCCUGCAUCGGCUUAUUACACUAGACAGCUGUGCACAGACUUGUACGUUUCUGAAUGUAGCCCUGACAUAACAUUGGUUCUCUCUAAUUUAAGCAUCAACUAAAUAUGACACUGAUUCAGAUUUACUGGUUACACAGCUUGAUCCAUGGUUGUCUCCUGUAACUUCAGUGGAUUUUAAUAAUUCCUUUUCACAACUCUGUGUACCCUACCCUAGCAGCUCAGUGUCUGAUGUUUUGAAAAAGACUUGAGUGGGGGGGGGAAUGAUGUGAUGUGUGAAAUAAUUUUGACCCUUGGUGAGAAUGUACAUGUUAUCUAAGGGAUGGCAUCUCUUAUGCUAUAAGAAAUGCGAAGAGAGACUUUGUAUAUACUGGUUUCCCGUUCAGUCUGUCAUUGUUACUAGUACUGCCAGUUCCCACAAUCCUAACAUUCCCUGGGCAUCAGUCAGUGUCUGCAAGGAACAAUUUUCAUGUGAAAAGCCCACAGGCCAAGACUCAGUGGUCUCUAGAGAGCUGACCUCUGAAGUUGAGUCUCUUCUGACAUUUUCACAAGCUACUUGAAGUGAUUUCUGCAGAUUCAUUCCAUUUGGUAAACUUUUGAACAAAAUCCCUGUCCUUUUUAGUGAGAUUUAUUAAAGCCACUUCCCCCUUUCUCAGUGACAGAAUGAUGCAAUUAAGAUGGGAGAUGUGUCUGGUGACUAAGUAUGAUGAAAAAUAUUGUUUACUGAUUCUUAUUUUUAAGAAGUAGUACAAAAAUUGUCCACGGUGUUGUUUUACUUCCAGACAUUUCUUGUUGAUAAUGAGGUAUUUUGCUGGUAAUUAAUGUAUACUUUUUAAAACUAGUUUUUUUAAAUUAUCUUUUGGGGGGAUGCUAAGUGUAGUGGUUCUCUGUAGAUGAAUGUUGAUAAUUUUCUAGUUUCAUUGAAAUUACCCUUAGCAGUGUUGUAUGCUACUGAUGUUCUAAAAAUGACCUGUCAUCAGGAAAAGAUAUUGGUGGAAUAAUUGUCAAAGAAUGGGUUACUGUAAGUGUUGCAAAUACUUUUUGUUCCAUGAACACACUUCAAAUGUCUUGCUUUUCUUUCUUCACCCCUCCCCCUAAAAGUUAUAAAGAGAGAGAGAGAGAACACAUACACUUUCCUUUUUCAAGGGUUCUGUGUAAAAUACAGCUUCAAUAGUGUUAAAAUGCGUGGGUGUAGUCAAGAUUUAUUUUAGGGGGGGACUUUAUGUUGAGGGGCAGAAUUGUGAUAUCUGUGAUGCAACUGGUCAGUUAGUUAAGGAUUUCUAUUUAUUUACUUGAUUUAGGUGGGACAGCUGCUCCCUCUGCCCCUCCUGGCUACACCCAUGUUAAAAUGAAUCCUCUUGAAUUUGCAUGGUGUUUCACAGGGUCCUAUCGCAGCAACCAUUAAAUUAAAGCUUACAUUGGCAGACUGCAAAGUAAAAAAAAUCAUAGAUGUGUCUGGGACAAAAACACUGAUUCAAGCCAUGGAUCCUCAUCAUGGUUCUUUUUUACAUAGGAUAUCAGUCAAUUAUAUCUAUGCACUUAGAGGUGACUUACGAUUUGACUCAUGAUUUUAGGGCAUAGUUUGUAAACAAUUAUGAGAAUCCAUAAGGAUUUGUGCCUCACACCCAUGUUUUUGCACCAAGGCAGUACUAGAAAGGGCCAGAUCUUUGAUUUUUAUGGUUCAAUCAGUGGAGACAGAUGGGAUAUAUGACUUGAUAGAAGGGUGGGUGUGUCUGUCUGCCUGGGGACAGGUAGCCCAUUACAAACUUACGAAAUUUCAAGUGGAUCCAUUUUACUAGAUUGUGUGCGUUCCAUCUCUCUGUUUCUCUGGUACCUUAUUUCUCCCGACUCUUGUAGCACCAUGUCUUCUCCACAUUGCACAGUCUGUUUUCCUCCCCCAUUCCCAAUCUCAAAUCUCUCCCCUUUUUCUCAUACCAUGUCAGGUGCUUCACUGUCUGUUCAGCUGCUGAUGUGCUGAUCUAAGACUUGGAAACCACAUAGUGCAAGAGAUUACAAAAAGUUCAUUGAAAACUAAACACAGCAACACUAUUACGCCAACACCACAUACAGCUGAAAGAGGAACUGGGAAAGAGUGUCCACCUUCCCACUUCCUGUUUCACAUUCAUGCAUUUCAAGGCUCAGAUUGGUAGCUGAUGAAAAAGCUAUAUAUGUGAAAUAUAUUCUUAUGAGGAAAAACUGCCACAAACACAUCUAAGGGAGCCCAACUCUUCACUUUACUGAAUGUUCACAUUUAAGGCCUGUUCUUUGAUUUUAAAGCAGCCAUGGGGAGGGCCCAAUCAGGAUUCGAACAACAGAGGGUUGUUCGGGAAAGAGGGUUUAAUUGAGUCCCCCAGUGAAAUCCCUUUUUCCCAGGGCAAAUUGCAACGUUGAGGGUUUACAGUUUUGGGGGCACAGACAGCUGCUAUUUUAAAAAGAAAACUGAUUUAUUAAAACUGUGAUUGUACAUUUUAACAUAAUGUGUACUUUAGUUCUGUGUUUUAAUAGCUCAUAUAUUCAUGUUUUAUUGUUUUUAAUUAUUGCUUCCCCACCCUAUGUGUUUAGCGGUUUCUAUUUUAGCUGUAGAGUCCCUGUCAGGGAAAUGGGCAGGAUAUAAUAAUAAUAAUAAUAAUAAUAAUAAUAAUAAUAAUAAUAAUAAUCGUGGUAGCAAUCCUAUAUCCAAUUUGCUUUACUACAAGCUGACAUUUAUAAGGAUUUUGCUUUUAAACUUUUAUAUUAUUGUUGCACACCACCCCAAUCUCUGAGUGAUGUGAGAUUCCAGAGGCUCCAGGCAAUAACCCGGAGCUUUCAUUUUUCAUUCAGAAUGAUGCAUAGUGGACACUGGGGUAUUUUUAUGAUAUAUUGUUUAUUUACACAUAUAUACAACCUGAGCCUUGCUUCUCCCAUAGUCACAACCUUAGAUUCAAAAUAGAAAUCAAGUAUUGCUUCCUCUCUCUCCCCAGCUCCCUGCUUUUCUUUUACCUAACAUCACUUCACUCUCUCCUCUCAACUUUAGCUUUGUCCUUCUAACUAUCCAUGAGUUGAGGGAAGGUGCCCCAGGCUAUUUGCCAUCUCACACUGAACCAUUUAAUUUGUUCCCCUUAAUGGCCAAUUACUCAGGUGAUCACCUCACCAGGAAGUUAACCUGGCACCUCCACCUCACAAAGUCACUCCAUGCGGCCGGCACUGCAGGAGCGCAAUCAGCUGUGAAGCGGCGCUCCAAGAGCUCCGCUUAACAGCUGGUCGUGCUCCCGCCUUGCUGGCUGCAUCCCCGCACUCCACCUUCUCAUCCACCGUCGUCCCUGCCGCUUCCGUGCUUGCCACCACCGCUGGGCUCACUGCUUCUUCCUUGCCUGGCCCAGCCAAGGAGCUUGGAGCGCCCUGCAGCAGCCUCCGCCUGGCCCAGCCAAGGACGCCUGCCGCUCCGCCACCCGGAACUGGCGGCUGCUGCAGCGCCAAACACUCAAGAGAGCCCAGCAGCGCCCUGAGCCAGCGCCCUGAGCCGUAAAAACCGUACCGGUAAUAAAAAAAAAUAAGACACCCCACCGAAAGUAAGCCACCCUGUGUUUUUUUGAGGAAAGAAAGUUAUAAGACGGUGUCUUAAAAAGGGGGAAACAUGGUAGAUCCAGGGGUUAGAAAGGCCUCAGCUUUCUUCCCCUCCCAACUCAUAACAUUAUAAAACGUGUGUGAUUGGUGUGUGUUUGUGGUCUGUUUGUGUGUGAAAGAGUGGAUGUGACCACACCAAUCUUUUGGAGGUUUGGCCAACAGUAAAUGCAGCCCUUGGGCCAAAAAAAGUUAUCCAGCCUUGUUUUAUAGCAUUCUCAAGAAAAAAUGAAAUGAUCAGUCUCAUGGAGGGGUACUGAACUACUUCUUUUAUCUGAGCUAGUCCGUAAUCUGUGUUUUUGGUUUUCUGUCAGUUUGAAAAACAACAACCAAAAGGCUUGUUCAGCUUGACAUUAUGAGGAGAGGGAGAAUGGAUCCCAUAAGAUAAGGUCCAAGCAGUAUUAAAUACUUGUUUGUGCAUUUACGUCAUGUUUAAUGAGGCAAUAAAAUUGUCCACAUAUGUUCCUGUUUUCAUUUCUCAUGUAAAUGAUACUUGAAAUUGAAGCUAGCCAUGCUCCCAAAGUUCUAGGCAGACUGGCGUAGUUGAGAUAACAGAGGAUGCAUCAUUUCCUAUAGAGCCUUUCUUAAAAAAUUUUGUGGUUGUUUCCCCUAGCCCUGAUGUUUCUUGAGGUGAAUUGGAUGGUGUGAAUGCAAACUAUUUGUAAAUCUGUGGGAAAUGUGAUGUUAAGAGAUUAUUUAUAUGGUUUAUUUUGUUGAUGACACAGCAGAUGUUGGGAAGAAGUAGUGAAGGGCCUUUGAGCAGAAUGCUCAAAACAAGCAUGCUGCUUGUCGACAUUAAUCCAUAGUUUGUUUUAAGACCAAAUGACUGCAGUAUAUGGGAUUGUCCUUGGUUCUGGUUUGGAAGCUCCAGCUUGUGCAGAAAGAAAUGACCAGACUGCUUCCCUGGCCAAAGACAUGUGAUUGUGACACACCAUUGUUAUGGCAUCUGCACUGGCUGUAUGUCUGCUACUGAGCCAGGUUCAAGGUCGUAUUGAUUUACAAAGCCCUGUGCAAUGUAGUUCCAGGGUACUCUGGGGAUUACCCUAACCUAACCUUUAUAUUCCAGCUUGAUCACGGAGAUCAUCUACAGGACCGUCGUUGGUCAUUUCCUAUGUUUGCCAGACUCAUUUGACAAUGAAAAGAAACCAAGUCUUUAGUGUCGUUGGCUCAGUCCUGUGGAAUGCCCAGUCCUGUGGAAUUCAUCAGGCUCUUCUGUUUCAACUUUUAAAUGCCUGCUAAAAACUUUUCUACUUGUUCAGUUUAUGCAGGAAAUUAAGAAUGCAUAUUUGCAUAACAGUUAGCUUUUUUUAAUUUUAGCACCUUAAUUUUUAUAUUGUAUGAUUUUGCAUAUAAUUAUUGUAAACUGCUCUGAUAUUUCCAAUGAUUAGCGGUCUAUAAAUAUUUCAAUCAAUAAAUAAAGCAAUAGGCUUUGUGAACCACACCAUUGUGUUUGCUUAACACCAUCAUUACAGUCCAAAUGGGAUUGUUUCAUGCCAGGCAAAUAUAUUCUCUUUAACAUGAAAUAAAUUUAUCUAACAUGCCUUUCAUGUUUAAGCUUGCUUUUACAAAAACAACAACCAUGAGUGAUAAAUUUUACUCACAGCAGCCCCAUUGAAAUUAAUGAACAUAGCUAAUUUAGGUCCGUAAAUUUAAAAGUACAACUUCAUUAAAUACCAUUCCAUAUUUACUUGGUACAUUAAUGUCAUUAAUGUAAUGUGCUAUGGUCCAUGGGGUCACGAAGAGUCGGGCACGACUCAACGACUAAACAACAACAAUGUAAUGUUUAGUCUUCCAGAAGAAAAUCUAGUCAUAAUUUUAAUGAUUUUGAUAGGGUGUUCAUAAUAUGGGAUCUUAUCUGGCAGCUACUGAAAUCAACUGAAAUACUUCUUAUUGACUUGUAUAAAAAUAUUGAAAUGUUAGUUAUCAAAUGAAUGUUAAAUGUAUGUUUGAUUACAGCUUUCUUCGUUUGGUGCAGUGCUUCAAAACAUACUUCAAAGGGUCAGUUGUAGUAGUUCAUCUGAAGAGACUCUCAUUAGAUCAGACAUUUUUGGGAAGGCUUCUAUGUCACCUUCCUGUUUCCAUGUUUACGGUACCAUGCCAACAUACCAUUGUGAAACAUUGGUCUGUAUGAAAUCCUACUUGAUUUCUUUUAACAAAUUAGUUUUAUAAUUGCAUGAAUUUCUUUAAACUGCAAGAGACAGUUGUUCAGCAAUUAAAUCCACAUGUUUGCUUCUCUUGCUACAUAGUUCAAAGCUGUAAUAAGUGUAUAAAAACUUUGAAGCAAUUAGUUGUUACAGCAAUGAUUGCUUUCUUUACAAAAAAAAAAUGCUACAACUUUUGAACUGUUGAUACUCCUGGUUUGUAGUGUUCUAGUGAUCAGACUAAUACAAGAACAGGAUAUCCUCCUACAUUCUUAGUAGACAUAAGUACAUUUUCUCUGGUCGUUGAGCUGUUUUUUUAAGAGCACGUCCACAUGUUUAUUAAAAGCACCUAGCUGUUCCCUUUCUUCCUCCUCCUUAUCUUACCCAAGUGUCAUACAAAUGCUAUUAGUUCACAUUUAUUUGAAUGCAGGGAUAGACAACACAGUGCUCACUGGGUUGGUGUUUCUUGUUAUUUUAAGUCACUUUUUAAUUGAAAUGGCAGGCACUUUGGUCAUCCUUGGAGGGGCUUUUCAGAAUGUGUUAGUGGUGGGGUGCGAGAGAUAAAUUUGGGCAGAGAGGGGGGGCAAGGUAUGUGUGACUGUGCAUAGAUGAAGUAUAUGAGUGCAUGUGUGUGAGGCAGGUGCUUGUGUGCAUGUGGUUUUUAUGUGUGCAGUGUGUGUGUGUGUGUGUUGUGUGUGCUAGAGUGAGUAGCCACCUUGUAUACUUUACCUAGUGCUGGGGAAUGGACCCUUUUAUUAAUAGAUAGCAACUACAUAAGUGUGUGUGUCCGGGGGAAUCAAUAUUGUGUGAUUUCCACAGUCAGCACCAGCAGGUCAUUGAUGACUUCCUCCCAUGGAAAGCAUGAGAUUCUCUGACAGGGAAGGGGGACAGCAGCAAUAACUGUACUUUCCCUGCUUUUGUGUUGUGCCAAUGACAGACAGCAUUUUUUCUUAUGCUACACUCGCAUGGCAGCAGGGCCGUCUCAAGGAUAUCUGGUGCCGUGGUUCAAAGAUCCCUCCGGCGCCCCCCUCCCCCAUUUCACCUUUUUACAGCAGGGAAGAGGCGGAGGCUCCGGGGCUCGACCUUGGUGGCCGGCCACCUCCUGGCAGCCCUCAUGCACUGCAAGGGUUUAGCGAAGCGCCCACACGUUGUGGUGGGCCUUGGCGCUUCGGCAGCUCCCGCCGCCAUGCCCUGAGGGCCCCUUCGCCGAGGGGGAGAUGGGAAAGGCAAGAGGCAGCCCUCUGGGUGGGCAGCACUCCGAUGGGAUGGAGGCUCCGGGCGCCGCUUGGCAUGGCAGAGGCGGGCGAGGGCAGCUAGCUGAUGCGGGGAGGCGCCGCGUCCGGCCUCUGCCUCUUCCGUGGCGCCCUCCAGCGCCCUCCAGAACUUGGCACCGUGGUUCUCUGCGCCACUAGCCUCUAUGGCUAAGACACCCCUGCAUGGCAGCCCAUUUUGUGACUGGCACCCACAGCACUUCCUCAAAAUUCAAAAUGUGUCUGCGAGUCCAAAAAGGUUGACAAUCCUUUCUACCAACCAUAGGCAUUAGAAGAGAGCUUGGCCAGCCCACCUGACAGGAAUAGAGGAAAUCAACAAGCUGGUUGGUUUGAUCAGGAUAUGAGAAACAGUUUUAAAAUUCCUAUGAAGCUAUCCGCUUGUCAGUUUUACCCCUUACCAUUUUUGCUGUCCUUGCUUCCUUUCUCUCAGCUAUGCUGUUUGAAAGGUCUUACGCCCCAAGGAGUGAAGCUCAUGGAUUUAUUAACACACCCUUGUCAUCCUGCUGGCAUGCAAUUCUUUUUUACAUUCUUUUUUACAUUACUGUAUAGUAACCCAAACUGUUAUAAUGGUAGUACAAUAGCACUGACAUCAAUAAUUUGAAUUCACUUCUAUCUAGUUUCAGGCCUGGGCUCAACACUGAAACACUCUUGAUUGUCUUGAUGAGCAAUCUAUUCUGGGAGUUGGAGAAGGACUGAUGGAGUGUGACCCUGUUAUUUUUCAUGGUCUUUCAGUUUCUUUUGUUAUCAUUGGCCAUGGUAUUCUUCUGAAGCAGCUGUUGGGAUCAGGGACGAUGGAAUCCAGUGGUUCUGGUCCUUCCCCACUGACCUGUUUCAGAAGGUGGUGAUGGGAGGCUAUUGCUCUACUCCAGGAAUGUCUAACUGGUUGACCCCCGGUUGAUAUUAGUUGAUCGCAGUCGAUCUGCGGGGGGAAAGGAGCACCUGGAUCCGCCCCCUCGCUCUUUCCUGUAUUCGUGCACUAUUUCAAGAAUGGAAGAGGGAGUUACCGCUGGCAGGAUUACUUCUUGUUUAUCGAUUAAUGGUGUGCUCCCCUCCCCCCCAAAAUCGGCAGAUGUAUUUGCUAUUUCCCCUUAAAAAGGUCAAUAACUUUGGCACCCCCCUAAAAAAAACUCAACAACUUUGGCUUGCCCCCCCCCCCCCAAAGGUCAGCAACUGUGGGUAGAUCACAGUCUCUUGGGAGUUUGACGUUUCUGCUCUACUCCAUGGCAGUUAGGCUGUUGUAUAGCACAUUUUGAAGCUGGGUGGCAAUGUUCAAAGCAGCACACUCUACUGAUUUAAUAUCUUACUUUCUAAGACAUGGAAAACUUUCAGUCAGUUGUGUAGGUUGCUACAGUUGAAAGAAAAGCAAUUCUAAAACUGUUAACACAGGAGGAAUGAUUUAAAAAAAAUCAUGAAUUCACUUCUGUUCUAUUUGCAAUGCAAUAAUUAGGGCUUGAGACUGCAAUCCUAUACACAGUUACACAGGUGUAAGUCCCAUUUUUACUUAAUAAGACUUACUUUUGUGUAGGGAUUUACACAAUUGCCCGGUAAGAAAUGUUUUUUGUUUUUGUUCAGUGCAGAACACAGAAAAGGGCAUUGUUGGUAGAUGAUGGCAUUUGUUGUUGUUGUUUAGUCGUGUCUGACUCUUCGUGACCCCAUGGACCAUAGCACACGAGGCACUCAGGCCUUGCACUGCCUCUCGCAGUUUGGUCAGAUGAUGGCAUACAUACAUAAUAUUGGAAGAUGAGCAGAUGGAUCAACUUUGCUGUUGUGGAUAAUGUUAUUAAUGUUAUUAGGUCCUGUAAUAGUGCUGCCAAAAUAGAUAUACAGGCAGAGUUGAAAUCUGGCUCUACCACAGGCUCUGGUUGCUCUGACCAUAUCCGUGCUGUGUAUCCUGUUCUGAACGGUGAGUAGCUGUUUUAGAUUGGGAGGCUGUCUUGUCUGUAAGCCAGUACAGAGCUUUGAGAGGGCCAACUUAAAACAACUACUCACUCACAAGAAGAGGACAAAACUUCAUGCAUCUGAUGGAGUGUAGUCUAUGAAAGCUUUUGUCCUGUUUUGAGCAGCUCAUAAUCACAUGUUGAGCUUGCACGCUUCUGUUAGUUUUGGUUACAAAUUAGGUUACAAAAAUGUAUUAAAUUUGGGAAGAUGAGCAUUAAUGAUGCAGAAGAAUAUAGAGCUCUUAAGGAAAUCUAUUAGUGUUUCAGCUUUUUGCUGUGUUUUAUAUUCUUUCUAUGAGUCCUUAGUUUCUUUGCACAGAAACUAAAGAGUUAAAUAAUGUUUAUCUGAAUAUGCUCAUGGUCUCAGGGCUCACAAACUUGAGUGAACACUUGAUUGGCUCAUCUACAAAUGCCCUUUUCAUGAGAGGAGAUUUCUGUGAGUGAAGAGAGAAGAUUGUUUCCUUGUAUUGUUAAAGGGUCUGGGGAAGCCCUUUUGAAUGGUUGAUCAUUUUUGGAAAUUCUUGAUAUUUUCUUGGAUUGUGAUGAAUCUACCUCCAUUUGAAGUUCUUCGGGUUCGAUUAUUUCUGCUCUCCACACUUUUUUGCCUCGCAGAUUUUGCAUAUUCUGAGAGUUCAGCAUCAUCCAUUACUUCAGCUAAGGCUACAGCAAAGGCGGACAAGAGAACAGCUGGUGGAUCAGGGAAUCAUGCCACCUUUGAAGAGCCCAGCUGCAUUCCAUGAACAGAUAAAGAGCUUGGAAAGAGCCAGGACUGAAAAUUUUCUGAAGCACAAGAUACGCAGUAGACCUGAUAGAUCAGAGUUGGUCAGAAUGCACAUUCUUGAAGAGACCUUUGCGGAACCCUCUCUACAAGCAACUCAGAUGAAACUGAAAAGAGCACGAUUGGCAGAUGAUCUGAAUGAAAAGAUUGCUCAGAGGCCUGGUCCUAUGGAACUUGUAGAAAAAAACAUCCUUCCUGUAGACUCCAGUGUCAAAGAAGCAAUUAUAGCGGUUGGCCAGGAGAACUAUCCUCAAGGAUUGGAUGAAUCCUUUGAUGAAGACAGCAGUGAUGCUUUAUCUCCAGAUCAGCCUGCUAGUCAGGAAUCCCAGGGCUCAGCAGCAUCCCCUGGUGAGCCCAAAACAAGGGAGGCACCAUCUCCAGUCUUGCCAACCCCCACUACUAACCAGUACCCCACAUUAAUACCAUCACUACCUGAAUUUCUGAAGCCGCCUGUCACUGAUCAGCACACUACACGCUCUGCAGCUGCUUCUCUUAGCCCAAAUACCGUGUUGGCAACAAAACUCAGCAGUGGGCCAACACUAAUAAAGCAACCCCACCCCAAGAACCCAAGUGACAAACCUCGGAGCAAGAAAAGCAAAGAGCCAAAGCCCAGAGUGAAGAAACUAAAGUACCAUCAGUACAUCCCACCUGAUCAGAAAGGUGAGAAGAAUGAGCCACAGAUGGACUCCAACUAUGCUCGCUUGCUGCAAGAACAACAGCUUUUUUUGCAACUGCAGAUUCUGAGCCAACAGCAGCAGCACUACAACUACCAGACGAUUCUUCCUGCACCACUCAAGCCAGUGAGUGACAAACAGAGCAACACCGGGAAUGUACCACUGAAUACUUUGAACAAUAGCACAUCUUCCACAGUAGCCAGCACUCCGAGACAGAACAAUAAUAUUUCCAACAGAAAACCUGGGCCCCUGCCUCCUAGCUUGGAUGAUUUAAAGGUAGCUGAACUGAAAAUGGAGCUCAAGAUAAGAGGAUUGCCAGUGUCUGGGACUAAAAUGGAUCUUAUUGAGCGUUUGAAACCCUAUCAGGAUCUUAACAAUAAUUCUAUCAAUGCUAGUCAUACAGCGGCAGUUACUCCUUCCACUAAUUGUACCAGCCAGCCUGGAGAAAUAACUGCCGUAUUCCCUGUUGCUACAUUAAACAAGCCAAUAGCUAGCUCAGUUUCCAGCUUUUCUUCAGAAACAACAUCUGGUGGAACUGGCAGCAAAUCAACACCUAUGGAAUGCAUCAACUCCCCGUUGCCCAUUUCCCCGUCACCUUCAGAGCCGUCCAGUCUCAGCACGGAUGACACUAACAUGGCAGAUACUUUGACGGAAAUCAUGACCGUGAUGUCUCCAUCACAGUUCCCAAAUGCAUCACCUCCUCUUCGAGCUACCACAAAUGAGGACAGUCAAGGCAGUGGAAGCAUGUUCAGCAUGGAGCUUGAUGCAGCAGAAAAGGACCGUAAGCUUCAAGAAAAAGAGAAGCAGAUUGAAGAGCUCAAAAGAAAACUGGAGCAAGAGCAGAAACUCGUGGAAGUGCUGAAAAUGCAACUUGAAGUUGAAAAGCGGGUUCAGCAGCAGCAACCCCAAGCCUCAGCUAAUAUUACACUGACUUUGAAUCAGAAGCAUGUCGGUCAUGAUGUCAAAGAGGAAGGCACUUUAGCAGAUUGCUCUGAUGCAAAACAACCUGUAUCUGAAGCCAACCAUUCUUUAGGACAGCCAGCAUCAGUGGAUGUCCAGAACCUAGUUGCCAAAAAGGCUAUUGUUAUCAAGCAGGAGGUACCUUUGGCCAAAGCUGAACCACAUAAUGUCAUAUCUCAGUUUUAUGUAAGUUCGCAGAGACAGCCACAAACUGCUGUUGUUGCCCAGCCUCAAGCUCUACUUACUGCACAAGGAACAGCACAGCUGCUACUGCCACUCUCUCUCCAGGGUCCAAAUUCUGCCACUUCAAUGCAACUACCUGUGGGCAGUAUCCAGGUACAGGCCCAGCCACAGUCUGGCAUUCCAGCCAUGGCACAAGUAUCUACUUCUGCUUUGUCCCAGAAAGUACCACAGAUGCACUCUUCAGCAUCCAAAGAAAAUGCUUCCCCACAGCAUCUGCUUGGUCACACCCCACAAAACAGACAGAUAUUUCCUCCUACCUCACCAAAUACAGUAUUUUCCUAUCAGAAUCAGUCUGUGACAGCUCUACAGCAACCUUUGUUUAAUCAGACAGCAAAUACCACUGUUCACUCAGGGAACCAGGUGCCCUUGGUGCAAAAUGGACCCAGUGCUCCUCAGAAGCUGGCCUCCCAGUCUCAACCCCAACAGUACAUUUUGCAGCAAUCUCUGUUCAGCAAUUCAGUAACCAAGGCAAAAGACCCUCCACGCUAUGAAGAAGCCAUCAAACAGACUCGCAGCUUGCAGGCUUCUCAACGAGAGAUUUCCAGUGUUCACAGCCAGCAAAUGGAUGACCUCUUUGAUAUUCUCAUUAAAAGCGGAGAGAUUUCUCUGCCUACCAAGGAAGAACCAUCUCUGAUUUCCAAAAUGAGACCUGUUACUGCCAAUAUCACCACAAUGCCAGUGAACACAGUGGUGUCUCGUCCGCCGCCACAAGUCCAAAUGGCCCCUCCUCUCUCCUUAGAACCAACAAGCAAUUUCUCUGUAUGUCUGGAGAAUCAGCUAGAAGCCCUCUUGGAAGGAACUCUGCCUUCAGGAAAUGGAAUGCCUCAUCUGGCAAGCAGUAGUGAGGACAGAGAGUCUUUCUCUCUAAUUGAGGACCUUCAAAAUGACCUCCUUAACCACUCUGGCAUAUUAGAUCACUCGCAGUCACCUAUGGAAACAACAGAUUCUCAAUUCACUGCUUCUAAUUCCUGUUUAUCUCUUGAUCUUCCGGACACAAAUUUAGACAACAUGGAGUGGCUAGACAUUACCAUGCCAAAUGCUUCUUCAGGAUUAACUCCUCUCAGCUCAACUGCCCCAAGUAUGUUUUCAACAGAUUUUCUUGACCCACAAGAUCUACAGUUGCACUGGGAUUAACUAAAAAGGCACAGCCUACUUGACCACGGUUUUUAAAGAUCCAUUUACAGCAUAGGUCCAUUAUUUCACUUUCCUUGUUUUCAGGGUAAUCUUGAAAAUUAUCUUUAGGGUGUAAAAAACAAAAACAUGUUCCACAGACAAAAAGCAUGAUUCCCCCCCCCCCGGCAAUCAGUUAAGGGGAGGGGAGGGGCAGGGGGAGAGUGAGAUUGGAUCUUCAUUCAUGUAGCUGGGAUAAGUCAUAAUAAAACUGCACCUGACUGUUGCUAUAGACAGCCUGAGCCAAGCUUAAGCUGCCUUGUCAAAGCUCUGGCUAAGUUAAAGAAAACUGAUGGGAUUUGGUGAAAGGAUUGAAGUUGGCUAUAUUUGGACUGCCUCAUGAGUUUAAAAGGUCUUGAGCUAAUACUUUAGGGCUACCACAUUUAGUCAUUUUAAUCGGCUAGACUGAAAUGGUGACUUUGAUUACUUGGGCAUCAAAACAAGUAA